Molecule: messenger RNA, 405 nt
Organism: Sphaerulina musiva SO2202
Lineage: Eukaryota; Fungi; Ascomycota; Dothideomycetes; Mycosphaerellales; Mycosphaerellaceae
Exons: 1
Coding region: 200-382 (60 amino acids)
Source: RefSeq, a predicted model, not a curated record
UCGCAAGAGGAGCACACGGAGCCGGGGAAGUUUCAUCGACAACACCAGUGACCGUCAUGUGGUCAAGGAAGAGUACGAUGAAGUUCCACACCCUACCUCAUACGCACGUGGGCCAGUAUAGGUGCAGGAUGCUAAUUGGGGCAUCUAGGUACGAGUAAGCUCGUCACCACAAAAAAAAAGGAGAGAACACGUACCUGCAAUGCUUUUGAAAUCAUCAAAAACGACAGAGAAAGACAUGAUGAGCAAGAUGUGUGCAUGUGAAAGAAGAAGGAGGAGGAAGAAGACGAGAAGAGGAAAGAUUUGCGAUCUUGUCCACGACACCCAUGUAUUGACGCCUCACGACAGCAGUGGCCAGUUUGUACCAGAAAGUGUGCAUAUAUGAUACCACCCAGAAAGAAGAAGCAA